Messenger RNA from Pyrus x bretschneideri (Chinese white pear), 1382 nucleotides. RefSeq names its product protein RETICULATA-RELATED 3, chloroplastic-like. Lineage: Eukaryota; Viridiplantae; Streptophyta; Magnoliopsida; Rosales; Rosaceae. The record is from RefSeq and is a predicted model, not a curated record.
CUUGGUCUUGGGGUUUUUUUCCAAAUUUUUCACUGUUAGGUUUAAGUUUCUCAUUGCAUCACUGAUCACUCGGGAGGUUGAGAUUUAGAUUCAGAUCAACAUGGCCGCCGCCGCUCAGCUUCGCUGCUCUACAGUCGGCAGACACCACUACAACCCUUCCGACAACCGCAGAUUCUCGGACAACCCUAAUUCUUCGAUCUCCUUCCCCUACUCCAAGACCCAGAAUCGCCCUCUCUCUUUCGUCCCAAAACCCAUCUGGGUCCAAACGCCAGAGCAUUCGUUUUCCGGCGGAAAUGGCGGUGGCGGCGCGGGAGCGGGAGGAAGUAGCGGCGGAUGGAGCCGAGGCGGAGAUGGGAAUUCCGACGACUCGUCGUCUUCCUCGUCGUCGGUUUCGGGAUUCGGAGUUCUGGGUAUGUUUCUCAACGGGUGGAGAUCCCGUGUCGCCGCCGAUCCGCAGUUCCCCUUCAAGGUUCUGAUGGAGGAGGUGGUCGGCGUCAGCUCCUGCGUCCUCGGCGACAUGGCUUCCCGCCCCAAUUUCGGCCUCAACGAGCUUGACUUCGUCUUCUCGACGCUCGUCGUCGGCUGCAUCCUCAAUUUUACGCUCAUGUAUUUGUUGGCCCCCACUCUGUCCGCCUCCGCCGCCACUCUUCCGUCGAUCUUCGCCAGCUGCCCGGCCAGCCACAUGUUCGAACCGGGUUCCUAUGGCUUGAUGAAUCGAUUGGGGACUUUCGUGUACAAGGGCACAGUCUUUGCUGCCGUUGGAUUCGUGGCGGGGCUUGCUGGAACCGCAUUGUCGAAUGGGCUGAUCAAAUUGAGGAAGAAGAUGGAUCCGAAUUUCGAGACCCCGAAUAAGGCGCCGCCUACGCUGCUGAAUGCGCUCACUUGGGCGGCUCACAUGGGUUUGAGCAGCAAUUUGAGGUACCAGACGCUGAACGGGGCGGAGUUUUUGCUGGAGAAGGGGCUUCCGCCACUGGCGUUCAAGUCGUCCGUGGUGGUUCUGAGGUGCUUGAACAAUGUGCUCGGCGGGAUGUCGUUUGUUGUGCUGGCAAGGUUGACGGGGUCACAGAGCGUAGCGGAGAAACCGGUUGAAGUGGAGGUGGGAUCGGCGGAGGAGAAGGAGAAAUUGGUGGUGGCCGAGAGUGAGGAUGGGCAGAGCAAUCAGUCGACUUUCAAAUGAGGAUUUGGUGUUGUUUUUUGUGUGGCUUUCUGUCAUUUUUGUUCAUAAUUUUGAACUAAAACUUGGGCGCUUAGUGUUUUUUUUUUUUGUAGCAAAAAUAAAAUCUUAGAGUUAAUGGAACUUUAGGUGUUUGUAAAAGUUUAUGCAAGUGCUGGCUCACAACUUGAAUCUGUUUACGAAUUACAAUAGCCUUUUAUGUUUGCAA